AAUAAAACUUUUUCAAAAUAUGCUUAGAGAUGAGUGUUUCACUUUAAAACACUUUUUUUAUAACUUAAUCCCAGUAUCACUGUUGAUCAUUACUGCAUCUCUAGAACAAAUAUAUAUAAAGCCUAGGUAGAUAUUUUUAAAAAGGUAAUUGCAUUGGACAACGCUUUUAGGGAUAAUAAUUAAGUGUAUAACAACAUUUUUAAAAAAUUGCAAAUAUACCAAAAUCUAUCCGUGAUAGACUCUAUUGUCGAUAGGUUCCUACCAAUAAUAUGGUCUAUCACUAAUAGAUCCUUACUAGUGAUAUGACCUAUCACCGAUAGAUUUCAGAAGUAAAAUACUUUGAGUCUGAUUACUAUAUUUACAAUUGUCCAUAUUAAAAUGCGAAAAAUAGAAGGAAGAAAAAACAUAAAUAUAAACAGUUAAUGUUUUAUCGGCAUAGAUAUUGAGGUGUACCAGUUGGCAAGAUGGGUGGUGUGAGCCAUAAAACAAAACAGCCUUUCAAGUCAGCAAAUUUCAAAAUUCCCUUUGCAGCUUGGUUUUUUUGAGGUCCAAAGAUGCUGACGUGUGGCCCCCUCACCCCAUGCCCUCCUCUUCCUCCCUCCACGUGGGAUCCCUUCUACAUGUCCCAGUCAGCAUUAUAUCCCCUCCCCCCAUUUUCUCUCCAUCAUUGCCAUUAAAUCUCUCUGCUGGGGGCUCACCUGAUUCAACUUCCUUUGAAAACUCCAUCUCUCCCUUUCUUUGCUCCCUAAUUCUCUCUCUCACACUUGAUCUGAUCCAUUUACUGUCACUAUAGACCCGAUCCGAUUUAAACCGAGAUUUGAUCGUCCACCCUCUCACCUAUGUUUUUUUUGUCCAACGAUUGCAGGGUAAAGAAUUGAACCAUCGAUUCUAUAAUCAGUAACCUCUCCAUUAUCCAUGUGUGUGGGAGAAAAUUUACCUUGGAAGGAUAAAAUAAUGAUUAAGUUUAAAUACACAGUCUAUGAUGGGAGGCUUUCAGCAUUAAAUUCUUAAUGAAGUGUAUGAACUAAUGUAUUAGUGAUAUCUAAUAUUAUAUUGAGAAAGGGAAGAGGGAAUAAGGAAAUAAAUUAAUCAAGGGGUAGGCAGAAGCUUAUGAUUUGAGAAUGACCCUUCAAAGCUCAUUGACUCCCACUUCGAUCACAUGCAUCUCUCUCUCAACCUCUUUCUCUUUCUUCCUUUGGUGCCAUCCAAUUCUCCUUAUUUAAGCCCUUCCAUCCUCUCUUCAUUCUCAUCCUCACCAAAAAUCAGAAUUCUACUCUCCUAUUCCUAAAGCCUUCAAACUUUACUCACAGUCUUCUCUUACAGACAUAAACACUUCCAAAAGUCAACCUAUUGCCUAUUGGUAUCCAUCCUAAAGAACACAAACACAACCACAGUUUUCAAUCAAACAAAACAAAAUCUUUGAGUUACCUCAGUAGUGAUGGAGAACUUGUUUCGUCUUGCCGAUCACAACGACUUCUUCUCUCGCCGUUGCAUCUGGGUUAACGGUCCGGUGAUAGUUGGGGCCGGGCCAUCAGGGCUGGCUACAGCUGCUUGUCUUAGAGAACAAGGGGUGCCUUUUGUAGUCCUUGAACGAGCUGAAUGCAUAGCCUCCCUGUGGCAAAAACGCACCUACGACAGGCUUAAACUACACCUUCCAAAGCAAUUCUGCCAGCUCCCAAAACUCCCAUUCCCAGAAGACUUUCCUGAAUACCCAACCAAGAGACAGUUCAUCGAAUACCUUGAAUCAUACGCCAAGCAUUUUGAGAUCAACCCACAAUUCAAUGAGUGUGUUCAAUCAGCAAGGUACGAUGAAACCAGCGGCCUGUGGCGCGUCAAGACCGUUUCAACUGCUGGGUCGGCCCGCAACGAAGUUGAAUACAUUUGCCGGUGGCUCGUUGUGGCCACAGGCGAGAAUGCUGAACGGGUAAUGCCCGAAAUCGAAGGAUUGAGCGAGUUUUGCGGUGAUGUCUCACACGCUUGUGAAUACAAGUCUGGAGAGAAGUUCACCGGAAAGAAAGUGGUGGUCGUUGGCUGUGGAAACUCGGGCAUGGAAGUUUCUCUAGACUUGUGCAAUCACAAUGCGUCACCUUCAAUGGUGGUCCGAAGCUCGGUCCAUGUCUUACCAAGAGAGGUCUUUGGAAAAUCUACAUUCGAACUAGCUAUUGUGAUGAUGAAAUGGCUACCCCUUUGGCUUGUUGACAAGCUCUUGUUGGUCCUGGCAUGGCUGGUGCUUGGAAACAUUGAAAAAUACGGCCUCAAACGCCCAUCAAUGGGGCCAUUGGAACUCAAAAACGAGAUAGGAAAGACCCCUGUUCUUGACAUUGGAGCAUUGGAGAAAAUCAAAUCCGGCGACAUCAAAGUAGUUCCUGGAAUCAAACGGUUCACACGCAACCAAGUAGAGCUCGUUAAUGGAGAAAAGCUCGAUGUAGAUUCAGUAGUUUUGGCUACUGGGUACCGCAGUAACGUCCCAUCUUGGCUUCAGGAAGGUGAAUUCUUCUCGAAAAACGGAUUCCCAAAAGCAGCCUCACCACAUCCAUGGAAGGGAAAUGCAGGGCUUUACGCAGUUGGGUUCUCAAGAAGAGGGCUAUCAGGGGCUUCAUCAGACGCCAUGAAAAUAGCUCAAGAUAUUGGAAAUGUAUGGAAGGCGGAGACGAAGCAACAGAGGAAGAGAACAACUGCUUGCCAUAGACGCUGUAUUUCCCAAUUCUGAAAAAUGGCUGCCAUUGAUGGAUGAAUUUAGCCAAGGUUUCUUCACAAUGUAAAGAAGAAAAAUACAAAAUAAUACUGUAAAAAGAAAAGGGGAAAAACAAAACAUAGAAACAGAGCCCUCUCCAAAGGCCCAUUUUGACAAAUUUGUUUUGGGCAUUUUGUAAAAGAUGGAAGAUGAGGCUUUUUUUUAAUUUUAGU
Messenger RNA from Benincasa hispida (wax gourd), 2907 nucleotides. RefSeq names its product putative indole-3-pyruvate monooxygenase YUCCA8. Gene Ontology annotation, biological process: auxin biosynthetic process. Lineage: Eukaryota; Viridiplantae; Streptophyta; Magnoliopsida; Cucurbitales; Cucurbitaceae. Gene Ontology annotation, molecular function: flavin adenine dinucleotide binding; NADP binding; N,N-dimethylaniline monooxygenase activity. The record is from RefSeq and is a predicted model, not a curated record.